UUGGAUGUUAAGAAGUUCUCCUCUUUAAUAAGCCAGGGUGAGGAAUGCUCUAUCUGCAUGUCAGCAAGUCAAUGUCUGUGACUGUGAUAGUAAGUCAAGGCUAAAGACUAAGUGAUAUAAUGUAGUGGGGGAAGGGAAGAAGGAAAGAGGGAGAAGAAAAAAGAAGGCAGACUCAUUGAGGGAGGUAGGGAAAAUAAAGCUGACAGAACAAUGAGGGAGAGCUGUGAGGGAGAGAGAGGAAGAGAGACAGAGAGAGAGAGGGGAGAGAGAGAGAGAGCAAGAUAGAGAAAGAGAGGACAGUUUGGGAUAGAGAGUUAGUGGAAAAGGCAGGUACAGUCACAUCCUGUUGGCUUGCAAAAGAUAAAGAGGUUGAAAGAGGGAGGGGGCUGUGUGUACUCCUGUCUAUUUAUGGGUGAGCACUUUAUGUGAUACUGUAUAUUGCAUUUGUAAAGGUUUUUCCUGACUGUUUGACUAUGUAAUUAUAUUGCACAAUAGUUGCAUGACUUUGCAUGUGUGUGUCUAUGUGUGUGCGUGCACUUAUGUCUGGCCAAGUUUUCAUAGUCAAUAUAUGUGUCAUGUUUUCUACUACAUUUUGCCAGAGAUUAACUGUUCACCUUUUACGGUUGGAAGGGAGGUAUUGUCAUUCAGCCAGAGAAAGGAGGAGGGGUCGAUGGAAGAGAGAGUCGGGGAGGGAGGUACAGAAGGAAAAGGAGUGGCUUUCUGUAGAUAGUCGCCCUUUCUACCGGAGUAAAGUCUUCUCAGUGGCAGCUUGGGAGGGAAAACAGAGAAACAAACUGUAAGUGUUGAGAGACAGAGAACGAAAGAUAAAGAGGAAAAGAGCUAACUCCAAACCAACUGAGAGACAUGGCAUCAGCAGCUACACCAAAAAGGAUGGUGUCCUCUGUUUUCAUCACUCUGGCGUCUCCUCACCGAGCCACUGUGACCCAGCAGCAGCACGCCAUCCAAACUCACAACGCCCCCUCCAUAGACAAGCCGCACGCCGUCAUGCGAGUUAACCCAGGUGACAGCAUCCAUGCACUCAGCCAAAGACACAAGAAAGAGGCUCCUUCACCGGAGUCCUGCGGCAGCACAGACAGCGUAGGUUGGACUCGAGUAGAGGCCGUGGCCAGAUCCUCAGAUAUCAGGCCUGCAGCCGCCCACUCUGGACUGAGCCAGGGAGAGCAGCAAAAGGACAAAGAUGUCAGGGGGACUGAAGCAGAGCUCCUUCCUCCACCCACCUCACUGCCUUCACCUCAGGGUACAGCACUCCCUGAAGAACCAGCACCUCCUCUCCCUCCUUCUCCCCAGGAGCUUUCCUACCACUCUUCAUCCCCGGGCCAGUCACCACUUUACAGCAAACAGCUAGAGACAAGAACACCAUCUAGUGGGGUGGAUCAAGAUGAGCAGUCCCAAGGGAUCCAUAAAAAUGGCCAAGAAAUGAGUCAAGAGGGUAGAGACGUGUGCGGCUUCUGUCGGAAGACUGUGGCUCCCGCUGAAGCUGCAAUAGAGGCCUUAAAUAGGACUUACCACGACGGCUGCUUCCAGUGUAGAUACUGCCACACUCCGCUGGCUGGUAAACAGUACUACAACAAGGCAGGAAUCCCACUCUGCGAAGACUGCUAUCAGGCCAGUUUGGAACUAUGCUGGGCCUGUGGGGAAGUUAUCAAAGAUCAUGUGAUCCGUGCACUGGAGCGAGCAUACCACCCUGCUUGCUUCACCUGUGCAACGUGUAAGCAAGAAAUUGGAGAGCAAAGGUUUGCUCAGGGAGAGGUUGGAGAAGUUUAUUGCCUCCAGGACUACUACAGGAAAUACGCUCCACAGUGCAACGCCUGCAAACAGCUAAUCAUUCCAAAGGAAGAUGGUACUGAUAGUUACACUGUCGAGUGCCUGGGACGCUCCUUCCAUGAGGACUGCUACCGAUGUGAGAUCUGUGCCAUCCAGCUCUCUCCUGAGCCAAAUGACCACGGCUGCCAUCCCCUGGACGGGAGGAUGCUUUGCAAAUCCUGCCAUCUGAGCGUGGUGUCAGGCCAGCUCUAACACUGGCCUCAGAGCCCAGGAUGAGACAAAACCAGUGGAAAAGUGGCAAAAGUCCUGGUUCAAGAAGACGGAAGACAUUUCAUGAGCAUAUAAAGACAAGGACUUGGGAAUACACGUCAUAAUCUUUUGUUUUCAGUACAACAAUAACUAAAUAUGGUUAUUUUUAUAAUGGGCUAUAUUGUUCUUUCUAAUGAACCUCCUAUUCUUCUUUUUAUACUUGAUCAUUUUGCACUCAUUAAACACUACAAAAUGCACCAAAUAUAUUUAUGCAACAAAAAUUGCAA
This is a messenger RNA of Myripristis murdjan (pinecone soldierfish), 2321 nucleotides long. It is a transcript of the gene fblim1, whose product is annotated as filamin binding LIM protein 1. Bases 865 to 2037 code for a protein of 390 amino acids. Gene Ontology annotation, cellular component: stress fiber; focal adhesion. The record is from RefSeq and is a predicted model, not a curated record. Gene Ontology annotation, biological process: cell-cell adhesion. The transcript has 8 exons. NCBI's taxonomy places the organism in Eukaryota, Metazoa, Chordata, Actinopteri, Holocentriformes, Holocentridae. Gene Ontology annotation, molecular function: filamin binding.